CAUUUUUUUUCAUUGGCAGAGCAUUGUCCGAUUCUUUUUUUUUUUUCGCUAACACCGACAUCAGCAACAGUGUUGUGUAUUCUGAUGCAAUAAUUGUUAAUCAAUUUUUUUUUUUUUGCAAUUCAAUUUUCAUAUCGAGAAUAAUAUGGCCGACGAUGAAUUGGAUUUAGAUUUGACCACCAAAAAGAAAAAGAAGACGAAAAAACCAUAUGAUUUUAGUGGAUUGAAUGAUGAAGAAUCAUCGGUCAAAACUGAAAGUGUAAAUGAUUCAAACAUUGCUGCUGAAACAAAAACUAAUGAUGUUCCAGUGGAUGAUGAUUUGGAUUUAGCAGAUUUUUCCGGUCUUAAAAAAAAGAAAAAGAAAAAGAAGCCUUUCAAUCUGGAAGAACUUGAAAAUGCUUUGCCAAACGAAAGUGGAGAAAAAGAAAGCCCUGGUGAUGAAAAGCCGGAUGAUUCUCAAGCUACCGAAACUGUAGCUGAUGAUUUUGAUCUAGAUUUUAGUGUAUCGAAGAAGAAAAAGAAAAAGAAGAAGACUACUUUUGAUUUGCCGGAUCAAGAUGAUUUUGAUAAAGAAAACGAUAUAGAUGCUGAUGAUGAUUUGAAAGAAGAAAUUCAAUUCAGUGGUGGUCCAUCUAAAUGGUUAGAUUCGGAUCGAGAUUAUACUUAUGAUGAAUUAUUAGAAAUGAUUUAUAACAAAAUCAAGGAAAAGAAUCCUGAAAGCGAAUCUGGUGGUAGAAAGAAAUAUGUAUUACGUCCUCCACAAGUUCUUCGUAUUGGUACCAAAAAAACAUCAUUUGCAAAUUUUCUUGAAAUUUGUAAAUCACUUCAUCGACAGCCGAAACAUUUGCAGAAUUUUUUAUUGACCGAAUUGGGUACCAGUGGUUCAGUUGAUGCAAAUAAUCAAUUGAUCAUCAAAGGCCGUUUCCAACAGAAACAGAUCGAAAGUGUACUUCGACGAUAUAUUAAGGAAUAUGUUGCUUGCCAAACUUGUCGUUCACCGGAAACUAUUCUUCAAAAAGAAACUCGUCUAUUUUUCUUACAAUGCGAAACUUGUGGAUCAAGAAGAUCUGUAGCCAAUAUUAAAAGUGGAUUUCAAGCCGUUACUGGACGUCGUUCAGCAAUGCGUGCUCGUACUAAUUAAAUCUUUACAUUUUUCCACUUGUAAUGAUGAUUAUCAUAGGCUUUUUCAUACAUUCAGAAAAUUUUUUUAUUAUUAUAAUCAAUUUUAUUUGCAUUCACAACAAAAAAUAAU
This is a messenger RNA of Dermatophagoides pteronyssinus (European house dust mite), 1252 nucleotides long. RefSeq names its product eukaryotic translation initiation factor 2 subunit beta (gene eIF2beta). Gene Ontology annotation, biological process: formation of translation preinitiation complex; translational initiation. Lineage: Eukaryota; Metazoa; Arthropoda; Arachnida; Sarcoptiformes; Pyroglyphidae. Gene Ontology annotation, molecular function: translation initiation factor binding; translation initiation factor activity; mRNA binding. The record is from RefSeq and is a predicted model, not a curated record. Gene Ontology annotation, cellular component: eukaryotic translation initiation factor 2 complex.